GACAAGGGCAAGUGCAAGCAAAUCGUUCAAGAGAUCAAGGGCAGCGACCUCGUCAAGGACGUGAAGGCAGCUUUGCUGGAUGUUGACUCGCUUCAUGAUGAAGCCUGGUGGCCGUAUGAUCUCAAAGAUGCUUGCUUGGAGUUUGUCUUGUGCCGCCAGCUGCGUGCCGGCUGGAAUCGAUUGGAUGUGACCCCUGCAGACAUCGAGAACUUGAAGCCGUGCGAAGUCUUCAGGACUCAUGUCUUCAGUGCGUUCAACAAGGCCAUGACAGAGGAUGCUGUGAAGUCAGUUGGCAUUCUCUUGAAGGAAGUUGUGCAGCAUCUCCAGAACAUCCGCAAUUCAGUGUCUCGCGCUUCGGCUGACUUGACAAAAGCUUUGCAGGCCAAGCAACGGCGCGCGGAGAAUGAGCAAAAGGCGCAGCAGAAGAAAGCAGAGAAGCAGGCUGAGAAGAAAGCUAAGGAGCUCAGCGAAGCCCUCAAGAAAGGGAAUGCCGGCAAUAAGGUUUGCUCCCUGCUGCUUGAAGAUGAUGUUCGUGCGAAGCUUAAGGGCAUCAAGAUCUUUGAAGUAGCAAAUAUGGGACUUUUGGAGCGAUGCGCCUCACUUGCAAACAGGUAUGAGCGGCCAAGCUUUUGCUAG
Messenger RNA from Symbiodinium pilosum, 636 nucleotides. Lineage: Eukaryota; Dinophyceae; Suessiales; Symbiodiniaceae. The record is from the annotation of a GenBank genome assembly.